CAGGUAAACAUUACGUGGCACACAAGCACACAUGCUACAUUCAUGCCUUUCAUAUCAAAAUAUUAUACCACAUAGAUAUUUGAGGGAAAAAUAAUGUGAUUCAGCGUAUAUGGAGCAAGGAAUUAAUAUAAAAGUUGAAAAAUAACUCCCGUGAAGUGCGGCGGGCCAGCUGAUGUGACAGGUAAACAAUCAUGGAGAACGGGGCGGAUCCUGCGGCGGCUCCGGGGCUCCAGGCCGGCGAGGGGCAGGCCGGGGCGGGCGAGCAGGCGGAGAUAGUGAACGAGGAGAUAACGAACAAGGAACACCAGACAGAGGAGCCCCCCAUAAAGCCUGCUGAGAACGGCCUGCAGGUGCACUGGGGCUUCUCCCUGCCGGACCUGUACCGGAUCGCCCUCAAGUUCUACAAAGAGAAAGAGGGCAAGGCAGUUCACCUGGGCUAUGCGGAGAAGUGCGCUUUUGUCGGGCUGACGCAGCAGGUGACCCAUGGUCCAUUUGAUCCCACCUCAUCGCCUCCCAUUGGUGUUCUGGACGUGGUGGGCAAAGAUAGGAGGUUGGCCUGGCAAGCACUUGGGCCCAUGACAAGAGAGGAAGCCAAGCAGCAGUUUAUUAACAAACUCUCAGAUCUUGUGCCAACCUUCCGCCCGUACGUGGAGGCUAUGUGGGCGGACAAACUGGAGAAGGAGAGACUAGCGAAAGAGGAAGAGGAAAGGCAAAAAGAAGAGGAAGAAAGGAGAAAAUUGGAAGAGGAAGAACAAAGAAAGGAGGAGGAAGAGAGGAAAAAGCAAGAGGAGACAAAACGACAGAUCCAGGAAGCACUCAACCAACAAACAUACGACCAGUUCAGGAAGUACGCCGAACAACAGUAUCCAGGCAACCCUGAACAGCAAGCAGUUCUGAUUCGGCAGCUGCAGGAUCAGCACUACCAGCAGUACAUGCAGCAGGUGUACCAGCAGCAGCUCCUCCUUCAGCAGCAACAACAGCAACAGCAACUGCAGCAGCAGGAACAACCUGAACUCCCCCACCAUAACACUGAGGAAGUGAAUGAACAGGGUGGCCAGGACAGCCAGACUGAUGGAGGAGAGGAGAGCCCUGGCCCUGCAGAGAAUGGCCAUGACUCUGAGGGAGAAGGUGACUCAGAGGAGGAUGAGGAUGAAGACUCAUGCCAAAAUGUUGCUCCCGCCUCCAUGUGGACCAGAAGAGACAUUCAGGACUUCAAGGAGUCCAUCAAGCGGGAGGGAGGAGACUCUGUCAUCAAAGUGGGCCAUGGAGAGACUGUAACCGUUCGGGUCCCCACUCAUGAGGACGGGACGUGCCUUUUCUGGGAGUUUGCAACAGACAGCUACGACAUCGGCUUUGGUGUGUACUUCGAGUGGACGAAGGACGCCAGCAAUGUAGUCUCUGUCCACAUAUCAGAGAGUGAGGAUGAAGAAGAGGAAGAGGAGGCUGAGGUCGAGGGAGAUGAUGUAGAGAGGCUGGCGGGGAGGAAGGGUGAGAGUGGCCGCCCAGCACAGUCCGUCAUCAUACCAGUCUACCGCCGGGACUGCUACGAGGAGGUGUAUGCCGGCUCCCACUCUUACCCUGGCACCGGGGUUUACCUCCUCAAGUUCGACAAUUCCUACUCCUUGUGGCGCAGCAAGACCCUCUACUACCGUGUCUACUACACCAGGUGAGGCUGCCAUGCUACUAUCAGCAUUUUCCCAGCCCCUGUCAGCCCCAGCACACCCCUACCCUGGCACCGGCAUUUACCUCCUCGAGUUCAACAAGAUCUCUUGCCUGUGGCACAGCAAAAUUCUACCACCAUCUCUAAAACAGAGUGAGUCUUCCCUGCUGUGUCCUGCCCUGCCUUCCUGCAGGAAGUCAGCCAGCACCCUGACCCAUACCUGAGGGUUGGUCACUCGUGUGAAAGGAUUAUACCAAUCUUCUUGCCUUUCAUAUAACAUGAAGAAUACAUUUCAGCCAGCAUUGUAAUAAAAGAUUUUCAAGCCAUUUAUGUUGCUUCCACAAGUAUGUUGUGGAUUAUUACAUAUAUUUUUCUGUGUAUGUAUUGCUUUGUUGUGGCAUGUAGAGCAGAAUUGAUCUUGAGGUUCAAAUCAAAUCUUGAAGUUUCAAAUACAAUGAGUAAGUAAAUUUGUGGUGUAAAAUUGUAUGCAAAUAUGAAAUAACUAGGCUCAACAAUAUGGUGAUUUUGCUUUCUAUGUCUAAACAUGCUUUAUAAACCUGAAAACUUUUCUUCUCUCCCCUUCUGUCCUCUCCUCUCUGGUUGACUCAACAUGCAAAGAGCUCUGUAGUGUAGGUCUGGCACACAUUUCCAGCCCUUCAUGGUUCAUACUGGGCUUUGAUUCACCCAGUUGCUUGAUUCAUGAAACGAAUGCCCAGCUAUUGGGUAAAUGCCGCAGUAAUGCAGAUUGGAGAGCUUAAGGUUUCUUUUCUAAGUCUCAAAAAGCUUCCUUUUACAAGUUUUCUCAACAAAAUACUUUCUACUUGGCUGUCAUUUGCUACAAUGUCACAUGUAUGUACAAAUUUCCUCUUUCUUCUUCCCUCUUCUCAGUACCAGAAACACUGCUGAAGCAUCUGUUUGAGCCGGGCCAUCAUCUCAUAAUAACCCUUCACCUGCGGAACUAACCAAGAGGCAGCUGAAGUGAAUUUGUAUAUAUAGAUAAUAUAUGAAGGUAUUUUUAUGUCCCUCACACCACCUGAUGGCUGUCUCAGGCUCUCACAUCUCCACUUUAGUCAUGGUUUUAUAAACACUGUUCACUGUUGUGCCGAUGGAAGCUUUUUUGGCUUAUUUAGAUUUUUUGCAUUUUUAGAGAAAAUCAUGAUAAUAGUAAGUAUUCUACAAUAUGAAAUUUUCCAGAAGGUUGGGCACUUUACAGGCAAUGAUAUACAAUUCACACGGACACAUUCACUGUGAGUGUAAUUAUAAAAUUGCUAUUCUUUUCCCACAAAUUUUUUGGCCUCAUUUUCACUGUCCUGCUUGAAAUUGAUCUGAUGCUUGAAAGUUUUUUUUUUUUUUUUUUUUCCCCCAAGUGUGUUUCCUUUGUAAAUCCAUAUUUGCUGCUUGUGUUGUUGUCUGGUGCAUGCACAAAACCAGUGCUUCCAUGUAGAGGAGCUCAAGGGCUUGGCGUUUAUGCUGCCGGGCUCAUGAUUAGCUUUGCUUUGAGCUGUCCUACUCCUUGCAGCACUCCACAGACUUGAUCUGAUUUUUGAUACUUCCAGAGGCAAGAAUUUUUGAGAAACAAACACUUCCUCCUUGUUGUGAACUGUGACAACUUCCAGUAACAAGAAACCAAGGGUGAACUAAGCUUUUUUCCUGAAGGCACUUCCUUCAUGUGUGGUUUUAUUAGAAGUUUUUAAGCUUUGCAAUGUUUUCCUGAAAAUUCAUGGAGUAUGAAAUGAAAACCUUUUUAAAAUGUAGAAGAUGAUGGUAC
Molecule: messenger RNA, 3428 nt
Organism: Eriocheir sinensis (Chinese mitten crab)
Lineage: Eukaryota; Metazoa; Arthropoda; Malacostraca; Decapoda; Varunidae
Product: Golgi resident protein GCP60-like
Exons: 10
Coding region: 192-1670 (492 amino acids)
Cellular component (GO): Golgi membrane
Molecular function (GO): fatty-acyl-CoA binding
Source: RefSeq, a predicted model, not a curated record